AUGAUUCGCCACUGUGUUCAACAAGAUCCCAGCAUCAUUCAAGGUCGACUUUUGCUACAAUCUAAACCAUACUGUCGUGCAUCAUUUCUUAUUGAAAUCGCAUUUCCAAAAGAAUAUCCAUUUAAAUGUCCUGAAAUAACAUUCGUAGAUCCUAUUUAUCAUCCGCUUGUUCAUAAAUCGAGCAAAAAUUGCGGAUGCAGUUGUAUUUUUCGCUUUUCAGCUCUUGACAUAUAUAAACCCUCAACAUCGCUGAGUGCUAUUGUUACAACUAUUAUUGAGACCAUUGAUAGUCCACUGACUAUUGAACAUUCCCAUAAUAAAGAACGUCUUGCAGAAUAUCGUAACGACUACCAGACAUUCUAUAAGAAAGCAUUAGAAUGGACACACUUAUAUGGACGACCACGUUAUUAA
Rotaria sp. Silwood1 is the source of this 411-nucleotide messenger RNA. Lineage: Eukaryota; Metazoa; Rotifera; Eurotatoria; Philodinida; Philodinidae. The record is from the annotation of a GenBank genome assembly.